Messenger RNA from Macadamia integrifolia, 1005 nucleotides. RefSeq lists its product as uncharacterized. The transcript is spliced from 5 exons. Bases 19 to 942 code for a protein of 307 amino acids. The record is from RefSeq and is a predicted model, not a curated record. Lineage: Eukaryota; Viridiplantae; Streptophyta; Magnoliopsida; Proteales; Proteaceae.
AAAAAAAACCAGAAAAAAAUGAGUUUUCUUGCAGGAAGAUUAGCGAGCACAGAAGGUGCUUAUUUCUUACAGGAAUCCAAACAUGCCGUAGGGCGUCUCGCUGAGAAGACUACUAAGAAGAAGCUCCCUUCUGAUAAUAACCCAUCCAAUGAUUCUUCUUCUUCUCUCGUUGUCGACAACGAAGCUCAAGCCGACGUUCUCCCCGAGGUUCUUAGGCAUUAUCUACCUUCGAAGCUCUUCGAACAACCUUCCAACUCUUCUCUCUUCACUGCUUCCAAAUGGGCUAUUUACAUUGAUCCCAACAAACCGUCUCCCGUCUCCGCCGAUGCCCUGAACCCACUUCGGGCUUACCUUUCUCUGCCUCAGGUCACCUUUGGCCCCAAAAGGUGGAAACUGCCCGAUUCAGAACACUCCGUAGUAGCCUCGACAGCCAAUGACUUGCGUCGUGACAAGUAUACUCGUAUUAACACUGAGAAAUCGAAGGCUGCUGCUGAAGGGCUCUCACAAAUUGGAAAGACAUUUGUUUUUGCCACUGCAUUUGUCUAUGGGGGAGCUAUCUUAACAUUUGGACUGACAGCUUCGAAUCUAGAGAUGCAUACUAGUGAUGACAUCAAAACCAAAGGAAAAGACAUUAUUCAGCCCAAAAUUGAGAUGAUUAGGGAGCAGUUAGUACCAUUACAAGUUUGGGCCAAAAACAUGUCAAAGAAGUGGCAUGUCCAAAGAGAGGAAGAUAUCAAAGAGAAGCCUAUAAUUAAAGAGCUUUCUAAGCUAUUAGGUGCAAGGAAAUCCAGUGGACUCAAGCAUAAAUUUUCCUUUUUGGUUAUAUACAAAAUGUACCAUAAGUUAUGCUUAAUCCUAUGGAUUAAGCCUAACAGAGGACUAAAGUGUGUAUUUUUCUACCUUUAUAAGUUGUAUACAAAAUGUAUCAUAAGUUGUGUUUAACCCUAUGGGUUAAGCCUAACAGAGGAAUGAGUGUGUAUUUUUCUACCUUUUUAUGUUUAAUAG